This is a messenger RNA of Arachis ipaensis, 554 nucleotides long. The record is from RefSeq and is a predicted model, not a curated record. Lineage: Eukaryota; Viridiplantae; Streptophyta; Magnoliopsida; Fabales; Fabaceae.
UACACAGGGUACUUAUGUGGAGGGUAUAAAGGAAGAAGUUGUUUUAUCGCCAGGACAUCUCUUUCUUUUAUUGCUGCUGGAGAAGAGCAUCGUCAUGUUGGGUCAAACAAUUUUAAUCUGUUCAGCAGCCGAAGUCAUACGAUUUUUACACUUAUGAUUGAAAGCAGUGCCCAUGGUGAUGAAUAUGAUGGAGUGAUCUUCUCUCAGCUUAACUUGAUUGAUCUUGCUGGAUUAGAGAGCUCAAAAACUGAAACAACUGGACUAAGAAGAAAAGAAGGAUCUUAUAUAAACAAAAGUCUUCUGACACUUGAAACUGUUAUAGGAAAAUUAAGUGAGGGGAAAGCAUCUCAUGUUCCAUAUCGAGACUCAAAGCUUACCCGCCUCCUGCAGUCUUCACUAAGUGGGCAUGGCCAUGUUUCAGUGAGUUUGGGUUUUACUCCACUUUGGUUCAAUUGUUCAACUGUAUUUCUUCCUUAUGCUAAUUAAGUGGGGCUAUGGCUUUUUAAUAGGUUUUCUUUUACUUUCUUCCUUGUCAUGUAUAUGUUGUAACGUUG